Molecule: messenger RNA, 828 nt
Organism: Protopolystoma xenopodis
Lineage: Eukaryota; Metazoa; Platyhelminthes; Monogenea; Polystomatidea; Polystomatidae
Source: the annotation of a GenBank genome assembly
GCGAGGGAAUUUGUGAAUCAGAUUAACGACGCAUGCGAAUCACCUCUUGAUCUUGCGCUUUCCAACAGAAAUAUGCAAUUAGCGCACUCGUUCUUGAAUUAUGGUGCUGAUGUUGACCUCAUUUUCGGAAAGCCUGGAGACGAAAUUCCUUUGCUACAUCAUGCUCUUUACCGACGAGAUAUUGCUGCCGCUAAGUUUCUAAUGGAAAAUUCAUGCCUGACUAAUCGCGUUUUGUUAUUGCAGUUAAACAUUGUCGCUCCAUCUAAUGUCGGGAAAGGAAAGAACUUGCCGAGGAGAUCUGCUCUUCAUAUUAUUUCAGCUACUACGCUGCCCCAAUCAGAUAAAGACGAUGAAGAGGUCGAGCACUUAUUUGAUCUGAUCGCAUCUUUCAUUAUAAAAGGCGCGAAUUUAAAUCUCUUGGAUGAAUAUGACAAUACUACCUUUGAGGUUUACAAACAAGAUUGUCUUAGUGCUGUUAGUGGCAUUAUUAGUUUUCUGGAACAUAUGGCUACUCUGGACAUUUUGAGGAUACUUGGAGCUAGUACUUCAAACAGGCAGUUUUGGGAGAACAAGGAAGCAGAAUAUGCUGGUCCCAUUUCCGAAACGGAAAAUCCGAUUUAUUCGCCUGAUAGUCAGAGUGGGUAUACCUCCAAGGGUCAUUUGGCUGCAAAAGUAGUCGUCGUACGGAUCGUAUGCAAACUGAAGCUUGCAGAUAAGGAUGAAGGGCAAGAGCCUGAGACAGAAUUCGUAAUGAAGCAGCUCCAAGUAAAUGCGCCUACUUUUCUUGAGCAGAUUGGAUCUGAUGAGCCUGUAAUUCAGCUGAUAUGA